CGCUUAGGACAUACCGACGAAGAAGAAGACACCAGAAGUCACAGUAGAAGAAGAAACAGAAAAAAAAAAAAACUGACCCGGUUUUUGACGUGGUUAUUAGACCAUUAGUAGAAUCGGGUGGCUGCCUGUCGGACGCACGGAACGAGUUAUAAUCUUACUCAUACAGAAUCAAAUCAUGCUGCUUCGUAAAGUGAGCCAGUCUUCCGCACUGUGCGGCUCCAUUCUCAGGAUUCCUCCCGUGCUGUCCGGAGGUCAGCGUCAGGCCGGGGCUGUUGUUGCUGUGCAAAAUGCUCGUCUCUACGCCAGCCAAGCUGCUCAGGCGGUGCUGGAGAAGCCUGCAGCCGUCGCCAGUGAUGCUGCCGCUAACGUGGAAAAGAAAGUCGUUUCUGCUGAAUCCAAAUCAUUCGCCGUCAACAUUUUCAAGGGGCAGAUCACCACAGCUCAAGUGUUUCCCUUUCCUUCAGUUCUCAACGAGGAGCAGGAGCAGUUCCUCCGAGAGCUCGUGGGGCCCGUUUCCAAGUUCUUUGAGGAGGUGAACGACCCCGCCAAGAACGACGCCCUGGAGAAGGUGGAGGAUCACACCAUGGAGGGCCUGAAGGAGAUGGGGGCCUUUGGCCUGCAGGUGCCGGCCGACCUGGGCGGCCUCGGCCUCUCCAACACUCAGUACGCCCGGCUGGUGGAGAUCGUCGGUGGUCAUGACAUGGGCGUUGGCAUCACUCUGGGUGCUCACCAGUCAAUCGGCUUCAAGGGAAUCCUGCUCUUUGGGAAUAAAGCCCAGAAGGAGAAGUACCUGCCAAAGCUGGCCACAGGUGAGAAUAUAGCCGCCUUCUGUCUGACCGAACCAGCCAGCGGUUCUGAUGCUGCCUCCAUCAAGACCACAGCUGUUCAGUCUCCCUGCGGAAAGUACUUCACCCUCAACGGGAGCAAGAUCUGGAUCAGCAAUGGAGGUUUGGCUGAGAUCUUCACAGUGUUCGCCAAGACACCAAUGAAGGAUCCCAAGACCGGGGAGAUGAAGGACAAGAUCACGGCUUUCGUUGUGGAGAGGAGCUUCGGAGGAGUGACGCAUGGCCCCCCGGAGAAGAAAAUGGGCAUCAAGGCGUCCAACACAGCCGAGGUCUACUUUGACAAUGUCCGCGUGCCAGCCGAGUGCGUCCUGGGGGAAGUGGGCGGAGGUUUCAAGGUGGCCAUGAACAUCCUGAACAACGGGCGCUUUGGCAUGGCGGCCGCCCUCUCUGGCACCAUGAAGAGCGUUAUUGCCAAAGCUGUGGACCAUGCAGCCAACAGGACCCAGUUUGGGAACAAGAUCCACAACUACGGAGCCAUCCAGGAGAAGAUGGCUCGCAUGACUAUGCUGCAGUAUGUCACAGAGUCGAUGGCCUACAUGAUCAGUGGCAACAUGGACAGCGGAGCCACCGAGUUCCAGAUAGAAGCUGCCAUCAGCAAGAUCUUUGCCUCCGAAGCAGCGUGGACUGUAACAGACGAGUGUAUUCAGGUUAUGGGCGGCAUGGGAUUCAUGAAGGACUCUGGAGUGGAGAGAGUGAUGAGGGAUCUGAGAAUCUUCAGGAUCUUCGAGGGAACCAACGACAUCCUGAGGCUCUUUGUGGCUCUUAAUGGCUUCCAAAACGCUGGUAACCAGCUGAAGAGCUUACAGAAGGCCCUGAAGAACCCGUUCGGCAACGCCGGCGUGCUCGCGGGGGAGGUCACCAAGAGGGCCAAGAGAAAGGCGGGUUUCAGCACAGGCCUGACGCUGCAGGGGACCGUACAUCCCGAGCUGGCCCACAGCGGAGACCUGACGGUGAAAGCCAUUGAGCAGUUUGGCGCGGUGAUCGAGGAGCUGCUGAUCAAACACGGCAAGAAGAUCAUAGACGAGCAGUUCGUUCUGAAGAGGGUUGCAGACUGCGCCAUCGACAUCUACGCCAUGGUGGUGGUCCUGUCAAGGGCUUCUCGCUCUCUGAGUCAGGGCCAUCCUUCAGCUCAGCACGAGAAGAUGCUGUGUGAGACCUGGUGUAUGGAGGCACACGAGAGGGUCAUGCGCGACAUCAAGACCCUCCGCUCCAAUGAGUCCAGGCAGCUCUUCAAGAACAUGCGCGCCAUCUCUGGAGCCGUGGUGGAGAACGGAGGAGUUGUUUCUCCUCACCCCUUGGGCUUCUAAACACACACACACACUAUUUAUCCAUCAUGACGUCCUUUUUUUUCCUUUUUCUUUCCACUCUGACCGGGUUCUUCUCUGUCACAUAUUCCGAGUCAUCCCAGACUUUGUUACGGCUAUCGUCGCUCCAUCUCACACCUGUGCCCUCUUUAUCUGCUUUGUAUAAUAACGCCUUCAUGUAGUUGAGUGACACGCGUUGAACAAAAAAAAUCACAACGUGAAACCUGUUGUGAUCAUCUUUGGUGUCAUGAACAUGUUUAUUUAACCCCGACUUUAACCCAGGCCUUUUUACACCACGUCCUCCACCUGAUAGAACAGCUGAUGCCUUUUUUUUGUCUACGCGCAGCUUUCAGAGGCACUUCUUUCUUUUGUGUUUCUGCUGCCUUCAACUGUUGAAACAUGACAUUACGUUAAUUGUGUUGAUAAAUCAUUUCGCAACAAACUCAAUGCAACUUUGAGGCAGGAAGCCAGUUGACAGGAAGCUGUUUUAACCGACUUAAUUUAUGCGCAAAGGUACUUAGGAGGCGAUUUGAAAUUGUGCACCUCUCCAAACCGUGCACAAACAUAUGGAACGGUGUGGUGUUCAUGUGCUUCAAUGCCUUUCUGCAUGUUAAGCUCACUUGGUGCUCAUUACAGAAACUUUGCCUUAGAAGCGUGAUUCUCUGAAUCACUCAUCAACGCUCGUUACGACUGGCAGCCACGUUAACGUCUAAAGUGUUUAUGUCCCCAGGUAAACGUAGCUCACUGACUGUACAUGUAGACAACACACCAUCAUCUGCAUAUCUAGAAACAUACUGUUCAGACUUCAGGUUGAUACUCAUCUGUACAUAUAAUAUAGAGGUAAAUAUUGUUAUUGAACAGCGCUGCUGUUAGACGUGAUCACGUUGCUUUAAGGUGUUUUUGACUAUUAACUUUGAACAAAUCCUCUGCAUUAAUAAAAUAUAUCUACAUCUUCCCAUCUGUUGAUUUAUCUGCCUUAGCAAGCACUCGUGAAUGCAGAUGUCUGUAUAAUUUAUUUGUGCUGCAGUUUUUCAUUCAUUAAACAUACGUUUGCUAGA
Molecule: messenger RNA, 3207 nt
Organism: Mugil cephalus (flathead mullet)
Lineage: Eukaryota; Metazoa; Chordata; Actinopteri; Mugiliformes; Mugilidae
Gene: acadvl
Product: acyl-CoA dehydrogenase very long chain
Exons: 21
Coding region: 176-2152 (658 amino acids)
Molecular function (GO): very-long-chain fatty acyl-CoA dehydrogenase activity; fatty-acyl-CoA binding; flavin adenine dinucleotide binding
Source: RefSeq, a predicted model, not a curated record